This is a messenger RNA of Gymnodraco acuticeps, 1110 nucleotides long. RefSeq lists its product as uncharacterized. NCBI's taxonomy places the organism in Eukaryota, Metazoa, Chordata, Actinopteri, Perciformes, Bathydraconidae. The coding region runs from base 385 to 1095 and encodes 236 amino acids. The transcript is spliced from 8 exons. The record is from RefSeq and is a predicted model, not a curated record.
AGACACCUGACAACACGCUGUUAAGCAGAAGCGCAGAAAGAGCAUAGCCUACUAUUACGAUUUAUACUUAUAAGAUUUAUAUUUAUUUCCAAGCAAAAUGUACUGUCCAUUCUGUGGUUCCAGCGUGACAUCUUCGCAUGGCUUUUGUGGUGUCUGUGGCAGAGACAUCACAUUUCUAAAAGAUGUGGCUAACAAAGUCCCUGAGGAGAUGCCCACCACUAGUGCGCAUCUAAGUGCACAGCCUAGCACCAGUGCAGCAGGAAGCUCAGCUGUAGAGUCCUUUCAGAAAUAUAGGGAAAUAAAAAAGAGGGAGAGACCUUUUUUACAAAGGGACGGCAUAACUCCAAAAAUAAACAGAAAUUGGUGAAGAUUUCUGUUGGAGUAAUGAGGAGGAUGGAUGGCUGCCUUAAACCUGUGAGAGGGAGGUCACUUCCCCUUAAUGUUGAACCUCAAUGGGCAUGUGAAGAACUGUUGGCUGCUGCCAUAAAAAAGCAGAAAGCCUUUAACCAGGACUUGGAAGAUGGUGCCCAUGUCUUGUUGUACCCUGAUGCGAGGGUGAUAACAAAUAUCCCCGGAACGGACACCCCUUUCACAGUACAGAUGUACAAAGAGGCCAUUGGAAAGCCCUACCAACGAAUUACGUUGUACAUCUGUACUCUUGAAGCCGUUGAAAACAGUUGUUACACUGGAACAACCUCUUCAAGUGACGAGGACAGUGUGGUUGUUGCAAAGUUGCCAUCUGGAGACAGUCUUGCUGACACCGUGGUCAGUUUGGAUCUAUCGUGGCAUUUAUUCUUAAUUAAAGUGAAUUUAUUUUAUUUCAGUCAGUCAUUUGUGUGUUGUAUGCAGGUGUGGGACUUUCCAAAUGAACAGAUCACUCCCAGAAUGGACAACAGUUUGCCAGGACCUCUCAGGCACCCACAACCAGCGUCUGAUCAGGAUGGAGAACCAACCCCAUUCCAGGAAGAGGUCCAGUCUGCCCCGGGUCAGAACACCUUCUAUAGCAACUACACAAAUGUGUAUGCACUUAUCAUUAUUGACAGCCAGUCUGAGCCAGAAGAGGAAACGGAGCAAACUGCAGAGGACAUUUAUUAAUUGUUACUUUUAUCA